Messenger RNA from Microthlaspi erraticum, 4932 nucleotides. Lineage: Eukaryota; Viridiplantae; Streptophyta; Magnoliopsida; Brassicales; Brassicaceae. The record is from the annotation of a GenBank genome assembly.
AUGUCAUCUUCGGAUAACAUUGAAAUGGAGGCAGCUAGGUAUCUGCACAGGCUCAUUCGAGUUUCAACAGACGAACCUCCAGAGCUAGCUACCAAACUUUAUGUGAUAUUGGAGGACAUGAAAUUUAGCGGCCAGGAACACACAAUGCCUUAUCAAGUCGUAUCUAGGUCCCUGGACACCUUAGUCAAUCAGCACAGUCUUGACAUUGAAGUUCUAAAGUCAUCUCUUCCUCAAGCUGGUGAUACUCAAACUCUAAGGUCCCUGGACACCGUAGUCAAUCAGCACAGUCCUGACAUUGAAGUUUUAAAGGCAUCUGUGUGUCUUCCUCAAGCUGGUGAUACUCAAACAAAAGAUCCUGGAUCUGGAAAUUUGGCUGGGUCUCAAAUGGAUGGAGCUGGAGAUAAGGGCAAAACAAGUCUAUCUGAAAAUGAGAUGACAAAAUAUGAUGCAUUGAUCGCUUCACAGCUUGGUGGAUCAAACACUGCAUCACAGGCCUUUUACCAAUUGUCUGGCACUCAAAGUAACAUACCAUUUGAUCAUGACACGCCGUCUACCUUGCAUUCUCAAUCUCACAAUAAGAAUGAAGCAAUGGAUCAAAGGGUUGCCAAGUCACUGGGAAAGAGGAAGGUAGGUGAAUCACCACCUUCAUGGGAGCAAUAUAUCGAUACCUCUCAAAUGUUUGGUAACCUUCCUGGGAGCAUGAUUGGUGAUCAGACUGGUGAACAAAGAAGAAUGGAAAUGCCUCGUGAUUCAGGUGGCAUUGAGAAUAUUCCAGUUGGAUUGGAAUCAGCUGCAUACACUACUACUCCACAGUGUGGCUGGAACAACAUUGUAGUCACUGCAAACAGGCCUCCUCCAGUACAUAGAGAACCUGGAAACAGGCGUCCUCCAGUACCUAGAGAACAUGGAUACAGGCCUCCUCCAGUACCUAGAGAACCUGGAUGCUUACCUCCUCAAGUACAUAGAGAACCUGGAAACAUGACUCCUCCGGUACAUAGAGACCUUGGAAAAAGUGUUGCUGUAGAGAGUAUGAUGCCUUCAUCAACUUCACCUUUUAAAGAGGAACAACUGAAACAGUUCAUGGCCCAGUCGUCCGUGAAUGUAGCUCUAAGAAAUGGUUUUGUGCCGAACCAAACGGACUUAGAGAAAGCUCUUCAGAUUAAUUUCCCUGGAGGUGGUAACAUUCAGAAUUUUCCUGUUGGGUUAUCAUCAUAUGCAUACACGACUCCACAGUAUGGCUGGCAAAACACCGUAGUCACUCCAAACUGGCCUCCGGUACAUAGAGAACAUGGCCACAAUGUUGCAGUACAAAGAUUACUGCCUUCACCAGGCUCUCCUUUUAUGGAUCAGCAACUGAAGCAGCUGAAUGCCCAGUGGCUUGUGAGUGCAUCUCUCAGAAAUGGUUUUAUCCCCAAGAAAGAGGAUUUAGAGGACGCUCUUCAGAAUCAAUUCCCUGGAGAUGGCUCUCAAGCACAAGCUCAGGCUGCUGCUAGUCAUUCUCAACUAGCUUCUUCUUCAGAUGGUGUUGAUGACCUCUCAACUUCUGUUAUUCAACUCAAAAACUUUAAUGUUCCGGACAAUCCAGAUAUCAUGCGAUCGGCACCUAUGCGCACCAUGUUAGAGCAGUUGAUUAUGGAUCACCAGAAUCAGAAAAGAUUGGAUGAUGAAAUACAGGCUCUUAAACGAAAGAAAACUGACGAGGCAAUCGCUGCACGGAUCAAAGUGUUACAGGAAACUCCGGAUUUGUCAGAAUCUUUAAAGAGAGAACUGAGAAAGCUUAAGCUAGUAGGUUUACAACGGCGUCUGAGGAGAGAGGUUAUUGAGGACUACUUCAGACCAGUUACAGAUGAGCUUGAGAAGGUAAAAUCAUACAAGAAAAAACACAAACAUGGCCGGAAAGAUAAGCAGAUUGCCAAGUAUGAGCAGAAGAUGAGGGAGGAACGACAAAAAAGAUUUCGUGAGAGGCAGAAGGUGUUCCUUGGGAAGAUAGAGGUUCAAAAGGAAAAGAUAGAGGAAUGUAGCAAAGCUAGGAGAGAAAGGCACAAGGGUUUCAAUAAGUAUGUGAAGGAGUUCCACAAAAGAAAGGAACGGCUUCAUCGUGAGAAGAUGGACAAAAUUCAACGUGAGAAGAUUGAUUUGUUAAAGGUUAAUGAUGUGGAGGGUUAUCUCCGGAUCGCGCAGGAUGUCAAGUCAGAUCGAAUAACGCAACUACUCAAAGAGACUGAGAAGUACCUACAGACACUUGGAUCCAAGUUAAAGGAGUCCAAAUCUUUGACCAGACGAUUUGAGUAUGAGGCAGAUGCGACAUCUAUUUCAACUGCUGUUGAGGAUGAAACUUCAGAUGAAAUUGAAGAUGAGAGUGACCAGGCAAAGGCAAGUUCUCUUUCUCAAGAGUUGUUUUUGUUUUUUUCCUUUUGUGUGUGUGCUUUCUUCCUUUUGUUUCUCAUUGUUACAAAAUAUGUCAUGCAGGACUACCUGGAACGCAAUGAACAAUACUACUUGAUGGCUCAUAGGUACCAAAUGAAUGGCCUAAGGUGGCUAAUUUCACUCUACAACAAUAACUUAAAUGGCAUUCUUGCUGAUGAGAUGGGUCUUGGGAAAACUGUUCAGGUUAUAUCUUUGAUUUGCUAUCUCAUGGAGACAAAAAAUGAUAAAGGUCCCUUUUUGGUUGUUGUACCAUCUUCUGUUCUGCCUGGUUGGCAGUCAGAAAUCAAACUUUGGGCUCCGGUAAUUAAUACAAUUGUUUACCGUGGGACUCCUGAGGAACGGCGCAAACUAUUCAAGGAGGAAAUGGUUCAACAGAAGUUCAAUGUUCUUCUGACGACGUAUGAGCAUCUAAUGAACAAGAAUGAUAGACCUAAACUAAGCAAGAUCCACUGGCAUUAUAUCAUUAUUGACGAAGGACAUCGCAUAAAGAAUGCAUCAUGCAAGUUGAAUGUAGAGCUGAAACAGUACGUUAGCUCCCACCGACUUCUCUUAACUGGGACCCCAUUACAGAACAACCUGGAAGAAUUGUGGGCUCUGCUUAAUUUCUUGCUGCCUGAUAUAUUCAACUCCUCGGAAGACUUUUCAGAAUGGUUCAACAAACCAUUUCAAACUAAUGGAGAUAAAUUUCAAACUAAAGGAGAUAAUUCUGCUGAAGAGGCGUUGCUAUCAGAAGAGGAGAGUCUGCUUCUCAUCAAUCGACUUCAUCAAGUCCUUCGACCAUUUAUGCUGCGGCGGAUGAAACAUAAGGUUGAGGAUGAGCUUCCUAAGAAGAUAGAGAGAUUGAUACGCUGUGAGGCAUCUGCUUAUCAGAAGCUGUUGAUGAAGAGGGUUAGGGAUAAUCUGGGCUCUAUUGAUGAAAAUGUCAAGUCACGUGCUGUCCAAAACUCCGUAGUUGAGCUUCGCAAUAUAUGCAAUCAUCCAUAUCUCAGCCAACUGCAUUCAGAGGAGGUCAAUAACAAAAUUCCUCAGCAUUUUCUGCCCCCAGUUAUAAGACUGUGUGGUAAGCUUGAGAUGUUGGACAGGCUUUUGCCCAAGCUCAAAGCAACAGACCAUCGGGUUCUUUUCUUUUGCACAAUGACUAGGCUUCUUGAUGUCAUGGAGGAAUACCUCGAAUUCAAGAGGUACAAAUACCUUAGGCUGGACGGGAAGACAUGUGGGGGUGCUCGUGGUGCUCUUAUUGAAGAUUUCAACAACCCUGAUUCCCCAUAUUUCAUAUUUCUUUUGAGCCUACGAGCUGGUGGAGUAGGAAUCAAUCUUCAGGCUGCUGAUACUGUGAUAUUAUUCGAUACCGACUGGAAUCCUCAGAUUGAUUUACAAGCUCAGGCAAGGGCUCACAGGAUUGGGCAGAAAAAAGAUGUGCUUGUUCUUCGUUUUGAAACGGCCAACACUGUUGAGGAGCAAGUCAGAGCUACAGCUGAGCACAAACUUGGAGUUGCUAACCAGAGUAUAACUGCUGGCUUCUUUGACAAUUCCACAAGUGCUGAAGACCGUAAGGAAUAUUUGGAAUCCCUUUUGCGUGGAUCAAAGAAAGAGGAGAAUGCUCCAGUGCUGGAAGAUGAUGCCUUGAAUGAUCUUAUAGCUAGAAGCGAGCCAGAGAUUGAGAUCUUCGAGUCCAUGGACAAACAAAGGAAAGAAGAUGAGAUGGAAAUAUGGAAGACCUUGGUACAGGGACAAGGGUCAAGUAGUGUUUCCGUUGAACCACCUACACCCUCUCGGCUUGUUACUGAAGAUGAUUUGAAACAACUAUAUGAAACAAUGAAAUCGAAUGAUGUCCCAAUGGUUAAAAAGGAACUAAAGGUUGGCAAGAAGCGGAAGAGAGGUGCUGUAGAAAGCUUGGACAGUCACAACCAAUAUGGAAGAGGGAAACGAAUUAAAGAGGUUAAGUCUUAUGUAGAAAUUUUAAGCGAAGACGAGUUUAGCGAAGACGAGAUUAAAGACGUGUGGGAAGCUGAGCCAUCCCCAUCCCCUCCUCCACAAAGAAAGGGAAAGAGUGUGGCGGUUGAAAACUCUGGUGGCACACCACUCCAUACAUCUCCGGCGCUGGAAAUGACUCCACAACCUAUGAAACGUGGUCGUGGUAGGCCGAGGAAAGUGCCUUCUCAUCCUACUUCGCUAGGCACUGCAAGCCAAGGAACACAGCCUUCUCAUCCUACUUCGCUAGGCACUGCAAGCCAAGGAACACAGCCUUCUCAUCCUACUUCGCUAGGCACUGCAAGCCAAGGAACACAACCUGUCAAACGUGGGCGUGGUAGGCCGAGAAAAAAUGAAGCUCAGGUAACAUUAUCAAUUCCAGGCAGGAUACAGGCAUCAGGAAAUGCUAGUUCAUCGGCAGUAAAUGGUCCUGAUUCUGCUGUUCCGAGGAUAAAGCUGGAAACUGUUGCUGAUGCUGGUGAAGGAAGCUCUUUUCAGAAUCCAUUGGUCAUCAGAGAGAUCAAGGAAGAGUAG